UACACAUGCUAGUGAGACGUGUCUGUGUAUUGUGACCAAAGCUUAACGCGUUAGAGGGUGACAGACGUGAUCUUCUUACCUCUUAAACCAGUAUACCCGAGUCUUAUGGUCAGUUGAAAUUACAGAGGCAAGCAAUCAACUUGUACGAGUUGCGAAUUUUGAUUUUUUUCGUCCCKUUGGACGGGAGACGAACGCCGAGUCGACAUCACGUCGUGCUUGCAGAGAAGAAGACAGUGCCUCUGUACUUCCAAACAAAUGAUUUCCUUUCUUUACUGCAAAUUUGAUUAAAACUCGAAGAAAUAAUAAUCUUCUGAGGUGACAAGCUAGCCAUGGUACAUAACAAAUUGGUAGAGACAAGUCUUGCAGGAGGGCUAUCGACUUGUUGUGCAAAGACAACCACAGCCCCACUUGAGCGACUCAAAAUCUUGUUCCAGGCCCAAAACCAACAUUACAAAAAUAUGAGUGUAUUUGGGGCACUCAAGGCCAUUUACAAGAAAGAGGGCACUCUUGGCUACUACAGAGGAAAUGGUGCUAUGAUGGUGAGAGUCUUCCCAUAUGGUGCCAUACAGUUCAUGUCUUAUGAACAAUUCAAGACCAUCUUCUGUGACGUCUUUGAUCAUGGCCACAUAGGCAAGAUGAUUGCUGGUGGACUUGCAGGCAUUACAGCCUGUGCAUUCACGUAUCCUUUAGAUGUUGUAAGGUCAAGACUUGCAUUUCAAGUAGCUGAUGAACAUCGCUAUUGCGGAAUUUGCUCCACCUUGAAACAGAUCUGUUCAACUGAAGGAGGGAUAUGUGCCUUGUAUCGAGGUUUUACUCCUACUGGGCUGUCUAUGAUUCCUGCUGUGGGUCUUGGAUUUUAUGCCUUUGAGUCAUUCAAGGAUUUCUUUGUKUCUCUAAACGGUGCCAUGACCCGAGUUCAUCCAGUCAGUGGAGAUACUGUGCUAACAGCUACUGGUGGUCUUGUCUGUGGAGCKUUGUCUGGAGCAACAUCACAAACUGUUGCGUACCCACUGGAUGUUGUAAGACGACGUAUGCAGCUUGCUGGKUCCUUAGCUGAUGGUCACAAGUACAGAAACUGUAUCAGCACGUUUAUCACAGUCUACACCGAGGAUGGUGUGCGACAUGGACUUUAUCGCGGCCUGUCAAUCAAUUACUUGCGUGUGUGCCCCCAAAUAGCUGUGAUGUUUGCAGUUUAUGAGAUGACUAAGCAGUUUCUUCAUGAUCAUGACAGAUGAAAGAUUUCUAAGGGAGGACAUUAACAUGUCAGUGAGGGACUCAAGUCGAUAGUGAAACUGAGAAAAACUUCUCUAUCAAAUAUGGUGCUUUUGUACCACAGCAAUGGAAACAAUGCUCAAUGUGGCCAUUUAAUCCCUGAGAUGUGCCACAUACCAUCAUCGAAGUUGUUUCUGAACAUUCAGUGGUGGGAAACCACGUCAAACUAUUUAAAUGGAUGCAUUAGAUGCAUAGGCAUUGUUAUCACAUUUUAUAAUGCAUAUGCAAUACUUUAUUAAUUAUUAUUAAUGCAGUUUGCUUUGGAUUCAUUCGUUAAAUCAUUCGCUAUAUUGCAUCAGCUUAAUUAUCAAUUAUGCUUCCGCAGACAGACGUAGGUUAUUGGUAUCAAAGUUUGGGAUAUUGUUGGAUAAAAUCCAAACCCCAUUGUAUAUUUUAUUUGAGGCCAUUAGCCUAUACUUGAAAAUAUCAGUUGAUAAGCCACAUUCUCCAAUUUUAUAAAAUGACAAAGAAAUGAGAUCAAUUAUUAURUUUUGACUACAGUGAACCCUGAACAAUGCAUGAACUCUGGCUCCACUUAAACCUCCCCAUUGUCAUUGUUUCUUGGCACAGAAUUUUAUUCAGAAAUUUUGAUUUAAACAAAACAGAUUUUUUUUUCUAAAGAGGUUUAGUUAUGUAAUAACUAUAGGGUGGAGGGAUUAGUAUCAAGUAAUAAUUAAGGAAUGUUGAUCAGUGCAGAACUGAAGUCUAAAGCUUAAUAUUUUGAUGUACUUAUUAAGUGUGACUAUACUGUUCUACAAAAGAUCAACAUUUUCUAACUGUCUGCUUAUUUUUUUGAAUUGACAAAAUAUUAAAUUUUUAUCAAAAAUUGAUGCAUCAGAUGCAAAGAAUUUAUCAACUGUAAAAAAAUAUUUAUAAAUUUACCAAAGUUCAAUAAAACAGUUCAUUUUA
Messenger RNA from Exaiptasia diaphana, 2181 nucleotides. Its product is annotated as graves disease carrier protein. Bases 330 to 1235 code for a protein of 301 amino acids. Lineage: Eukaryota; Metazoa; Cnidaria; Anthozoa; Actiniaria; Aiptasiidae. Gene Ontology annotation, cellular component: mitochondrial inner membrane. The transcript is spliced from 6 exons. The record is from RefSeq and is a predicted model, not a curated record. Gene Ontology annotation, biological process: transmembrane transport.